Gymnogyps californianus (California condor) is the source of this 1073-nucleotide messenger RNA. RefSeq names its product progestin and adipoQ receptor family member 3 (gene PAQR3). NCBI's taxonomy places the organism in Eukaryota, Metazoa, Chordata, Aves, Accipitriformes, Cathartidae. The transcript is spliced from 7 exons. Gene Ontology annotation, molecular function: signaling receptor activity. Gene Ontology annotation, cellular component: membrane. The record is from RefSeq and is a predicted model, not a curated record. Bases 74 to 1009 code for a protein of 311 amino acids.
GUGAGCGAGGAGGGAGGCGGCGUCGGCGCGGUCCGAUGCGGCGUCGGCGCGGCGAGGCGGCGCGGCGGGCAGGAUGCACCAGAAGCUGCUGCGGAGCGCGCACUACAUCGAGCUGGGGAGCUACCAGUACUGGCCCGUGCUGGUGCCCCGCGGCAUCCGCCUCUACACCUACGAGCAGAUCCCCGUCUUCCUGAAGGACAACCCCUACAUCACCGACGGCUACCGGGCCUACCUGCCCUCCCGCCUCUGCCUCAAGAGCCUCUUCAUCCUCUCCAACGAGACGGUCAACAUCUGGAGCCACCUGCUCGGCUUCGUCCUCUUCUUCACGCUGGGCAUCUACGACCUGACGGCCGUCCUGCCGGCCGCCGGCGCCUCCCGAGAGGACUUCGUCAUCUGCUCCGUCUGCCUCUUCUGCUUCCAGGUCUGUAUGCUUUGCUCAGUAGGAUAUCAUCUCUUCUGUUGUCACCGCUCGGAGAAGACCAGCCGACGAUGGAUGGCACUAGAUUAUGCGGGAAUUUCCAUUGGUAUCCUGGGCUGCUAUGUGUCAGGCGUGUUUUACGCAUUUUAUUGCAAUAACUACUGGCGUCAGGUAUAUUUAAUCACUGUGCUGGCAAUGAUCUUGGCAGUAUUUUUUGCUCAGAUUCAUCCCAGUUACCUCACGCAACAGUGGCACAGACUGCGCUCCAUCAUCUUUUGCUCAGUGUCUGGAUAUGGAAUUGUUCCCACCAUCCACUGGGUUUGGCUCAACGGCGGCGUCGGUGCGUCUAUUGUACAGGAGUUUGCUCCGCGUGUAGUUGUCAUGUACUUCGUCGCUGCUGUAGCUUUUCUCUUCUAUAUUUCCAAAGUUCCAGAAAGAUACUUCCCAGGACAGUUGAACUACCUCGGCUCGAGUCACCAAGUCUGGCAUAUCCUUGCAGUGGUGAUGCUGUACUGGUGGCAUCAGUCCACAGUGUACAUCAUGCAAUAUCGACACAGCAAGCCCUGUCCUGAGUAUAGCGCAGACUUGUGAGCAAAGAGGCACGGCGAUGAAAUUUCUGACUUGGAGGGUCUGGACCUUACCUAAUGAGCUGAGC